CCUCCUCACGAUUCACCGUCAUUAUCACCAUCACACGCAAACGCAUUUCACCACCAUUGCCGCCCUCGUGGCAGCCGUUUCUUCUCGCGAGGACGAGCCGAUAGUAAGGUGUGCUACCGCAUCCGAUUCCGCCUCGCCGCCGCUGGGAAGACGUGCAAGAUUCGGAGGAAACACAGAAAACCGGUCCGGUUCCGGUUGCACUUUGGGCUCUCCUGGAUCCGGCGGCGGCCGCUGUUCAACAUAGGGUCUGGCCAGAGUAACUCGCUCUGCCAUGGAGGAACUGGAGUGGGAAAUCUGCGCGGCUCGCAGAGCAAGAGUCGAAGAAGAAACUCCGACACCGCUUCGAACUACGUGGACCGGGUGCGCAUCCGUGACUCGUCCAGCUCAUUCGGUGGACCGGGCCGAGGAUCCGGGUGGCGUCAAAAGUCCCUUUCGAAUAUAGAUCUCCCGACGAGCUAUCGGGGCAUUGCCGGUGGAGUGGCCGGUACUGGUGGCCUGGUUGGUGCUGGUCAGUUUCGCUACCGCGACUAUGACUCAGGACUGUACGAUCUAUAUUCGCGCAUAGACAGCCACCGGGAAGAGUACGAUGAUCUGUACGGCGUGAAUCCGAAGGCGUCCCGUGCAGCAAGCAGCGCCAGCAGCAAACAACGACAACAGCAGAAACAACGUGAUCAGGAACGUGAUCAGCAAGCUCAGGAUCAAGACCAACAGCAGCAACGGCAGAAGCAUCACCACCACCAUCACCAUCGGCACCAGGAGUUCUACAACGCGGACGGGAACGACGCUUGCAGCUUGCGACGAACCCGUAGCCUAGCGGUCAUCCGCGAGGAAACCUACAACGAUCUACAUCUGCACGGACGUGGCGCUCGACGAUCACAGCUCAUCCCGAGGGCAAAACUCGUCGAUCGUAACUUUUUCAAAGACAGAUACAACUUCAUUUACGACGACGGCGAAGCAUCGGAACCAGCCGAAAACGACUCUCACUACACCCUGGCGCGGCGUUUCUCCGCUGCUCAAGGUCAACCGCCGUUUCCGUGGCACACGGAUAAGAGUGACCUGGACAGUAUCGAUUCGUCGAUCUUCAAGCAUUCGCUCCACCAGCAGAGCAGCUUCGAGGGUAGCCGACACAACUCAAUCCGCAGCGGUGAUUCGUCCAAAUUCGUCUCCAAGGUCGAAGUACACAGCGAGUACUCCGGAGCAUCCAAGUCGGAAACGGGCAUCGAAGCGGACCUGAAACAUUUGGAUGACCUAUCGCUGCGAGAGGAAGCUCCGCCCAGGCCACCCAGCAAGACAUCAACGCUAGAAACGAUCAAGAACCACUAUCACCGGGACGGAAAGUUCACCGUCAAGGAGGAGGAAGAAAGCGGCAUAACCAUCAUCGAAAUCAAAGACAGUCAAGUUUCAGCCAAGAGCUCCAGCGUCAUUUCCUACGAUUCCAUCUACCUUUCUUCGGAAAGUGACGACAAGGACGUCCUAGACGAACUACUCCCCGACGUUCGCCUAACCGAAGACAACGACCUGAUCGACAUCAAGAUCGAAGACUACGACGACCUGUUCAAGGAAACAGAUCUGGAGAAAGCCGAAAGCACCAUCGAUACCCUGUACGGACAGGUCACGAAACCCAAGCCAAAGAUUGUUGCCGUCGAACCAAAGAUUCAACCAAACGACUCCCUCAAGCGGUACAUCAAAAACACUAGUCGCGGUACCAUCGAGCGCCUAUCGAUCAUCUCGAAUCUCAAACUACGUCAGGAGUUUGCCACCAAAGAGAAGACUCUGGUCGACAGCGACUAUCAAUACAACUCGCUACCGGACGCAGCGGAUGUUUGCAAAAUCCUACGGAACUCCGAACGAAUCGACGCCAAACUACGUCGAAUUUGCGACCACGAUCAAUCCGGAAGAUCGACCCGAACCGACAGCGAACACUACGAUUCUCUUCCGCGAUUGGACAAAUCCAGCCUCAAGCUAACGCAAACCCCGUCAGACGAGGACGGUUCGCUGGAAGAGUCCGAUAAGGGAGCUCCCUCGAUCGAAGUCGUCGAAACCCCAACUAGAGAGGUGCUCAGCCACGCAUCGUCCAAAGUCUACUUGAAGGAUUUUGGUUUGGAGCUAGACUACGAAAACUCCGUGGUAACCAACAGCGAUCAAGACAGUGACAUAACGAUCGUUGCUCCGCAGGAAACUCCAACAAACGUUCCUUCGAUUACCGUCACACCGGCGAUCGUUGUAACUCCAGCGGAGAAACCCACGGCAAAGAAAAGCGAACCAGUCAUCUAUUCGACGUUCGCCAGCACCGUCGGUAAGCAGACAACGAAUCGGAUCAAUUUCGAGAGCAAGGAAAAGCCAAAACGCCAUCCGGAGGCGAUUGCUGAGAUCAAAACCAAGCUUAAGCCGAUCCCAGUGGUGGUAGAUCCUACGCCGAAGAUCCCGGUAGCGCUAGCUCCAACAGUUAAACUCGGUGGCAAGAAGGUGAUCGUGGAUGAGGUAGCUGCCAAAGCAGCGAAGCGCGAGAAAGAACUCGAAAAGUGUGUCAAAAUCAAAGAGCCAACCGAUACGGUUGCGAAGAAGCCUAUACCAAAGAACAAUUCAGAAGCUCCGAUCAAGAAGGAGGAAUCCAAACCGGAACCGAUACCGAUCGUAAACACUAGACCGCCGGAUCCGAAACCUCCGGAACCGAAGGAAGGUAGCCCGAAGGUCGACCAUUCUAGUUUGUUCAAGGAUACGAAUCCGUUCAAGGAGCAAGCCAGACGAGAGGUCAAGAAUCGAGUUGUGGAUCGGCCGCUGUUCAAAGGUGUUCGACGUUUUAACUCGACGGAGAACAUCUACACUUCGGCACCGAUCAUAGUGACGAAGACAUUCAACAAUUUCAUCAAAACUAAUGAAGUGAAGACCAAAUCGUUCGAUUCGCUGAUUGUGGAAACUACUAACGAGAGGAAACAGGAACAAAAGAAGAUGCCUCGACCACAGGUGAUUCAGAUUGUGGACUCCAAGCCUCCGGGACAGAAGCAGGAUGCUGGAACGCUUCGUAAGGGUGCCCAGGAUGGGCAGCGUGUGCAGAAGGAGUUCUUGCACAAAGUAGACUCGGUCAGGAGCUACUGGUCCAAGAUGAUGGACGACGCCGACGCUAGGGAAGAUCACGAAGCAGAGGACCUAGUGGAUUCCGGAAAUUUACCGCCAAAAAACGAGCAGGUGGUGCAGCCAGCAAAAUCCGAUGAGAAAACCGGGAGUUCUAGUUCAAUGGAGCAACAGAAGCCAUCACAGCAAUUGCAACAACAACAGCAACAGCAGAUGCCAGCGAUGCCAAAAAAGUCCGCAUCGCGACAGAACUCCUCCCGGAACAAAUACUCCACCUACCAGAUCGACGAAGGAACUGAAUUUCAGAGCUUUAGUCCAACGGUGGAGAUCAUUGAGCUCGACGGACAGAAGCAGGCUGCACUGGUGAAACCGAAAAAUUCGCACAAUCUGGACUUUGACCAUGUGCGCUACAAAGUCAUGAAAUCGGAGAUGUUUCAAAAAAACUUGCUGGUGAACCAUCGAAAAGCGGCUCAAUUCGAUGGUUUGAUGCAGUACCUACAAGAUUACAGCUUUCAGGAGUUGCUCGCGCACAAUAAUGUUGUAAUCAUUGAGCCGGUCCGCACCAAGAUCGAAAAGAUCUCCGACAAACCACCACAGGCCAGUCCGACGACCUGUCGGAUCACUACGGGGGCAUUGUCCAACCAUGGAGGUGGAGAGAACGUCAAGCGCGUAUCGGGACUGAAGAAGCACUUCUUCUAUCAUCCCAUCCGGAUCAACAAGGAGCUGUUGGACGAGGAGCUCCCCAGUCCCGAUACGGUGCGGAAUGUAAGGAAGCUAUUCGAGGGUACCCUGCGGCUGGGAACGGCAGCCAAACAGGCAUACGAAGAUGCCAAGACCAGUGGAGGUAUCCGCAAGUGGGACUCGGCGAGUUUAUCCAGCGGAGUUUCCAGUGGAGAUUUGAGUUCACCGUGCGAGUGCGGUGAAAACGAGAUGGACGGAGAUUCCGGCGAUGAGAAUCUGAUCGGGGACGAUGAGUUGGAGUCUCACUACGUUAGCCAGGACGUGUUGGAGAAGAUACGGGAAUGCGGAUCUACGGUGACGUACUACGGAGGUCAGGUGGUGGAUAAAAAAAGUGAACACAUGAAUACGAUGACCAAAGCCAUCAUGAAGGAGAUUCGUGGCCUGGAGCGGAAGACUUGCCAGGUUUGCCAACCACAUGGGUGCCGACAGCUGAUCGAGCAGCGCCAGAGUGCUAAACUGGACGGAUUAGGCGUGAAAUUUAAACUGGUAAAAUCAAACAGCUGCAGCAGUCGAUUGGAGCUUGCCGGCACCGGCAAGACUCCACCGGAUCUGAUGAAGAACAAUCGUAACAUUUCCAGCGGCGGCAGUAGCAUAAAUUCCGGACGACCCAAGCUUUCCAAACCAUACUCCGUUUCAGCCACCGACAGCAACAACAACAGCCCCAACGAUCUACCGGAUCUGCGAGACCUUCCAACCGUAGAGGAGCCCGAAGAAUCUGUCCGCGAUCUGGUCAGUCGACUGGAGAGCAACAAUACCCUAAACGCACGCAAUAAACCCCGAAUCAUCGAAUCCAAGUGUAUCGAAAAGGUGGACGAAGUCAAAGCGGAGCCAGCGAUCACCAUCAACAGUCAAACGAUCGAGGUCCCUCCAGCUGCUCCAAACACUUCCCAACAACAACCACCACCACCAGCACCACCAGUUGACGAACAUGCCCCGGUAACCGUCAACAACCACAUCACCGUUCCCAUCCAGCUGAUCAUUCCAGCAUUGCUCAAAGAUCAGAAACCUCCAAAGACUCAAAACCACCAAUCGACAGCAGAUCGACCGCCAAAGGUUUGCCGCAACAAGAACGUCGACUUGGCAUUCCAAGCAACGAUCACCAAGGCUAGCAACAAGCCAGCCAAGGAGAAGGAAAACCUAGCCCGCAAGUCUUCACUGGUUACGAGCAGCUCCUUGGAUACGGCGGAUUCUCUGGAAUCCAUCAUUCUACCGUCCAAUGCACCAGCACCCAAAAUGGUGACGUUCAAGGACGAUAAGAACAACAACAACAACAACAGCAAAGGCGGAGAUAUCGAAGAGCAGGAGAAUCUGAAGCCGAGUGUCCUGGUGGAGCAACGCAAGUUGGACGAGUUGACGUCGCCGAAGCUGGUCAACUGGAGCUCGUUGGGCAAGUUUGACGAGCGGCAGUACUUUGCCAACGACAAGAAGCUGAUCGAGAAGCGCAAGUACGACGAAAUGGAGUUUGAAGAGUUUGAGGUGCUGGAUCCGAAUGCGGUGCUUCAGCAGCAAAAGGAACAGCAAGAGCAGCAACAGCAGCAACAGCAGCAGCAGCAACAACAGCAAAGUGAGUGCUACGACAGUUUGAAUAGUGGAAAGUGAGAGGAUUUCAAGGAGAACACGGUUGAGGAUGGGCGAGGGGGUUAGGAGAAGAAGAAGAAUGUGUACGGUAUUUAUAUCUGUUGCGAUUAUUCAGCUAGUAUUAUAUUGUACUUAUUAUCUGUAGAAUGGAAUAUUAUAUGUAACUGUUAGACAA
Messenger RNA from Ochlerotatus camptorhynchus, 5566 nucleotides. RefSeq names its product javelin (gene jv). NCBI's taxonomy places the organism in Eukaryota, Metazoa, Arthropoda, Insecta, Diptera, Culicidae. The record is from RefSeq and is a predicted model, not a curated record. The transcript has 5 exons. Gene Ontology annotation, cellular component: endosome; trans-Golgi network transport vesicle; trans-Golgi network. The annotation marks the transcript as partial.